Messenger RNA from Brettanomyces bruxellensis, 582 nucleotides. RefSeq lists its product as uncharacterized. Gene Ontology annotation, cellular component: 90S preribosome; nucleolus; preribosome, small subunit precursor. The transcript has a single exon. Gene Ontology annotation, biological process: maturation of SSU-rRNA from tricistronic rRNA transcript (SSU-rRNA, 5.8S rRNA, LSU-rRNA). Lineage: Eukaryota; Fungi; Ascomycota; Pichiomycetes; Pichiales; Pichiaceae. The record is from RefSeq and is a predicted model, not a curated record. The coding region runs from base 1 to 582 and encodes 193 amino acids.
AUGGCGAUUAAAAAAAGAACUUCAUUGCGUUCAAAAGCUAGGAAAAGAAAUGUGGCGGACAAAGUUCAGGGACAUAGUAGAAUAGCUAAAAAAGAAAGGGAAAUUAAAUCUAAAGAUGCUCUUUUACUCAAACUCAAGAUUCAAAAAGGGGCAAAAAGUUCAGCCGUUCAGCCGAAAUCAAAGAAUUUGGAUCCCCACCAACCAGGAAUAUCCAAAAGUGCGGUGAGAAGAAGAAAGAGGAAGUUAAAAGAACAGCUUACAGCAAAAUUGAGUGAUCUUAAGUCUGUUUUAGACGAGACAGUGGAGGCAGAAAAAAUACAGAAAGGCAUAAUUUCUGGAGAUAUAACUGCUGGAGAGAAAGAAGGUCUCGAGGCCGUUAGCAGGAGGAAGUUGGAUCAUAGACCAAAUCCAACCACUGUUAGGGGAUCAGCUUUAGUGGAAAAAAGCGAAAUCCGUAGAUUUAAAGCAAUUCUAAAGGAAGAGAAUUUCAAAAAGAGCCCAUUCGCAUCAUUGCGUACAUCUAUAAUGAAUAAUAUCAGCAGGUCAGAAAAUGAAGGGAAGAGAAAAAGCUACGAACUGUAA